Molecule: messenger RNA, 1336 nt
Organism: Sphaeroforma arctica JP610
Lineage: Eukaryota; Ichthyosporea; Ichthyophonida
Exons: 13
Coding region: 30-1100 (356 amino acids)
Source: RefSeq, a predicted model, not a curated record
AGGUCACAGCACUCUUCCACGAGGUCAAAAUGGAUGAUGAGAUCAUCUCCACCGUCAACGAGCAGAAGGCGAGAGAUCUGGCAAUAGCAGCGCAGUGUGAACGCGAGAAUAAAAACGAAAGAUACGACACCUACCACUCCAAGCGCGUGGGCAGCUUCGACGGAUACCUCAUGCAGGUGAUGAUGAAUGCACUCCAUCGAAUGCAAGACUACCAGAACUACAUCGUGGACCUUGAACGGGACAUGGAGUCGGUGAAGGGGCAGCGCCGCUUCUCACCCGAUGUGUUGCAGAAGAUCAUGCGCGACCAACACGACGCCUACCAAGCACUCUCGUCAAAGGUGUCUAGCUUGCACCAACUGGUAGAGGGCAUCAGGGAAGACUGGACGGAGUAUGUGCUACGCAACGAACUCUCGAACGACCCUGUGGCCGAACGGAGGAAGAAGAGUGGCAGGCCGGGCAUGUUGGUGGGUGCAGGCGGCGGAGACUUCAAUUCCGACAAGCGCCCCGGCAUGGGUCCCAAGGCAAACUCGGGUUUCGAUAUCACUAAAUUAGUUACCAUGGGCACCGUCGCCCCUGGAAUAGCGGGUGCUCCUGGUACAGCAAAUCUCAGCACAGGCACAACCACAGGCGGAGGCUUGUUUGGCGGCGGGUUUAAUGCCAGCAAGCCUGCGUUUGGGGCUACCACACAGCCAGCUACAAGCGGCUUUGGGGGUUUCGGUAUGGCCGCAUCCACUCCGCUAAAGUCAACUACGGGUGGGCUAUUUGGCUCAUCCAUGACCACAGCAAACACGGGACUAGGUGGCUUUGGACAAUCAACAACGAACACUACCGCGCCAUCCGCCACAGGAUUCGCCGGCUUUGGCGCUGCUUCCAAACCAGCUGCGACACCUAGCACAGCGACCUUCUCAGGCUUCACUUCAACGGCUCAACCGGCCAGCACCGGCGGCUUUUCAGGUUUCGGCAGCACAGCGACUCAACCCGCCGCCUCUGGCUUUAGUGGAUUCACAGCUUCCAAGCCAGCAGCUCCCGCCAGUCAGCCUUUUACGCUUAACACAAACAGUAGUAAUACAACGGGGGGAGGAUUUAGCUUUGGUAAGUAACCGGGGCAACGUCAAGCAAGCGUGCAGGGGACUCGGAUGGGAAUCCACAGACACUGAAAAGAAGCUGAAAACAGUCCCGCUGACUACAGUGCAUUCAUAGACAAGUACAAAUAUAUUUCUACCAUCAUAUACAUAGACGUAAAUCGCCCUGAUAAUAAUUAGUAAAAGUAAAUGUCGAUGCUGUCCAUGAGAAUAAAGUGAGCUGGAUGACCGACGGAGACUAGGGCCGCUACUCA